Molecule: messenger RNA, 1566 nt
Organism: Ilyonectria robusta
Lineage: Eukaryota; Fungi; Ascomycota; Sordariomycetes; Hypocreales; Nectriaceae
Product: major facilitator superfamily domain-containing protein
Exons: 2
Coding region: 1-1566 (521 amino acids)
Biological process (GO): transmembrane transport
Molecular function (GO): transmembrane transporter activity
Source: RefSeq, a predicted model, not a curated record
AUGGCGAUCACGCAAACCAGUCAGGCCCUCCCUCCAGGAACGGUUUAUCUAAAUGAGACCCAGCGCGGCGCAAGCUCAAUUUCCAAGCCCUCGACCGACCCAGACGACCCUUUGAACUGGGUGAGAUGGCGAAAACGUCUUAAUGUCAGUUUGAUGCUGUCCUUUGUUUUUACCACCGGAAUUGGCGGCACCGCCAUCUACUCAGUGCUCGAUCCCAUAUCCCAGGACACUGGAAUGACCAUCGGUCAACUUGUCACGGGAACCGGUUAUCUGUUCCUUCUCUCAGGCUGGGGAAAUUUGAUCUGGCAGCCGCUUGCCUUGACGUUUGGCCGACGGCCAACAAUAAUUUUCAGUCUCAUUGGCGCCAUAGCGGCCAGCGAGUGGACAGCAUGGCUCAGCGAGUUCCCUUCCUGGGUAGCUGCACGGUGUUUGUACGGCUUCGUGGUUGCUCCCAUGCUGGUAUUGCCCGAGAUAUGUAUCCCGGAUCUAUUCUCUGACAAAGAGAGAGGGACAUAUAUCGCAUGGUACAUGCUUGUUCUCUGUGGCAGCAAUUUCCUUGCCCCUUUGAUAGCGGGGUUUCUAAGCGAUGCCUAUGGUUGGCGUUGGGUGCAGCAUGGCUCUGCUAUUCUCCUGUCACUGGAUUUGUUAUUAGUCCUCUGUCUUUACGAAGAGACAAUGUAUUCCCACAAGUUGAUUGAGGCAGAUGACCUUGAAGAGAUGCCUCGGACGUUGUUCCAGACAUCAGCAGAGCCGAACGAAGCACAGAGCGAAACGCGACGGAGGGCACCAACAGCUCGUCAGUUCUGGAAGAACCUCCGACUAUUUUCCUACAGCGGACUCUCGCUUCAACAAGCUCUCACGAUCGCAUAUCGACCUGUUUUGAUCCUGUUCCGCUUCCCUAACAUCACCUGGGCAAGCUUCAUGUACGGUUCUGCACUAGCAUGGUUCAAUGUAUACAACGCCACGACAUCAUCAAUUCUUUCGGCACCGCCAUACAACUUCCCCGCUUCCACUGUCGGUUUGACAUACGUUGCACCUCUGAUCGGUACUGCUAUAGCCGGCGUCGUGUCUGGUCCCAUUGCUGAUUGGAGUGCCUUGAGGCUUGCCCGUCGCUUCAACAACCUGAGAGAGCCCGAGUACCGCCUUUGGGGGCUGGUCAUUUUCUGCUUGUUGAUGCCCACAGGUCUCCUCCUUUGGGGCCUUGGGGCAGCAUUCCACUUACACUGGGCGAUCUUACUUUUUGGUUCCAUUUUGUGUGGCUACUGUAAUGUUGCUGGUGGUAGCUAUGCUAUCGCAUAUGCUGUAGAUUGCUUCCGCGAGCUGGCUGGGGAAACCAUCGUCUCCAUGAUCCUCUGUCGGAAUACAAUGGCCUUUGCGUUCAACUACGCAAUCACGCCGUGGAUCAACGCCCAAGGUCUACAAAACACGUUCAUCGCAGUAUCUGUCCUGUCAUGUGCGAUUGGAUGCACUUUCCUUCUGAUGAUCUGGAAAGGCAAACAACUCAGAGCGGCAAGUGCAGAGAGAUACUGGCGUUACGUGGCGACACAAGCUAUUGAGCACGCUUGA